AUGGAGUUUGGUUCCAUUCCUGCAUAUCUAAAAGCAGAUAUCUCAAGGGUUGCCGGAAGUAUAAAUGAAGUAUCUCCAGAAAAGUGGAGGAUAUCAAAUAGACCAGGAGACCAAGAGCUGAAGAAGGAUAUGUCUUGUGACGGGCAAGAUAGCGAGGAGGGCCCCGGUGGCCACGAGCCUGGCUCUGAGGAGGGCCCCGGUGGCCACGAGUCUGGCUCUGAGGAGGGCCCCGGUGGCCACGAGCCUGUCUCUGAGGAGGGCCCCAGUGGCCACGAGCCUGGCUCUGAGGAGGGCCCCGGUGGCCACGAGCCUGGCUCUGAGGAGGGCCCCAGUGGCCACGAGCCUCGCUCUGAGGAGGGCCCCGGUGGCCACGAGCCUGGCUCUGAGGAGGGCCCCAGUGGCCACGAGCCUCGCUCUGAGGAGGGCCCCAGUGGCCACGAGCCUCGCUCUGAGGAGGGCCCCAGUGGCCACGAGCCUCGCUCUGAGGAGGGCCCCGGUGGCCACGAGCCUCGCUCUGAGGAGGGCCCCAGUGGCCACGAGCCUCGCUCUGAGGAGGGCCCCGAUGGCCACGAGCCCAAUAUAUUUAUUGACUUAUGGAGCUUGACAAAUACGAUACUUUGUAUAGCUGGCAAAGACAAUGUCAGAUAA
Molecule: messenger RNA, 648 nt
Organism: Procambarus clarkii (red swamp crayfish)
Lineage: Eukaryota; Metazoa; Arthropoda; Malacostraca; Decapoda; Cambaridae
Product: spidroin-2-like
Source: RefSeq, a predicted model, not a curated record